UUAGUGGCUUUUCCUUUCAAAACCGACGACCCGGCCGAAAGCAAUUCACCCAGCGCUCCCCUUCUACUUCUCCCCUCCGAAGUCCUCCAUCGCCGGCGGCUGGGAGCUCUUUUGAUCGCUUCCAGGGAAAUUUAAUAGGUUGGUUGGUGAUGGGGAAGGACUCGAAGCCGUCGAGCAAAGGAAAGGGAAAGCAGGCUGCUGCUGGGGGAGAGGAUAGUGCUUCCAAGGGUAAAGGGAAGGGUGGCAAGUCAGGAGAUGGACUUGGUACCUGCACUUAUGUCAAAGCAAGGCAUGUCUUAUGUGAAAAGCAAGGCAAGAUCAAUGAAGCAUACAAGAAGCUGCAGGAUGGUUGGCUGAACAAUGGAGACAAGGUCCCCCCUGCUGAAUUUGCAAAAAUAGCGGCUGAGUACUCCGAAUGCCCAUCAGGAAAGAAAGGUGGAGAUCUCGGGUGGUUUCCUAGGGGGAAAAUGGCUGGUCCUUUUCAAGAAGUCGCAUUUAAUACACCUGUUGGAGCUACCAGUGCACCAUUCAAAUCAACGCAUGGAUAUCAUAUCAUCCUGUGCGAGGGUAGGAAAAAUUAAUCGCAUCUUCAGUCAUGAUCCUCCAGAGUUAUGUUCAGAUAUCACAAUAGCAUUUGUGAAUGGAAAGCUUGUGUUAUUCUCGAAGACUUGGCGGAAAGAUAAGACGAGGCCUAAAUAUGAAUGCUGUGUGCGUUUUUGGAGAGAUUUUCUUGUUAAAUUAUAAGAAAUAUGCUUUGCGAUUAACUCCAUGUUUGGUUGGUAGCUGAGUAAAACUUGAAAUGUAGGUAAUGAAGAGACAUCAUAACGAAUAUUGUGAUGUUUAGUCAGAGACUUAUAUUUGAAUAAAUGCAGAAUGAUUCUGGUCAUGUUCAAAUCA
Molecule: messenger RNA, 897 nt
Organism: Phoenix dactylifera (date palm)
Lineage: Eukaryota; Viridiplantae; Streptophyta; Magnoliopsida; Arecales; Arecaceae
Product: FKBP-like peptidyl-prolyl cis-trans isomerase family protein
Biological process (GO): rRNA processing
Molecular function (GO): DNA binding; peptidyl-prolyl cis-trans isomerase activity
Source: RefSeq, a predicted model, not a curated record